Lycium barbarum (goji berry) is the source of this 2781-nucleotide messenger RNA. Its product is annotated as auxin response factor 11-like. Gene Ontology annotation, molecular function: protein binding; DNA binding. Lineage: Eukaryota; Viridiplantae; Streptophyta; Magnoliopsida; Solanales; Solanaceae. The record is from RefSeq and is a predicted model, not a curated record. The transcript has 14 exons. Bases 392 to 2440 code for a protein of 682 amino acids. Gene Ontology annotation, cellular component: nucleus. Gene Ontology annotation, biological process: response to hormone; regulation of DNA-templated transcription.
AGACGAAAAGAUACAUGUACAAUUAAAGAGAGUGAAAAAUAUUAAGGAAGCAGUUUUUGGGAUUUGGUAAUGUUGAUUCAGGUGAUAAUAUGACCAAGAAAAAGUGGUUUUUUGCAACCCAAAAAAGGUGGUAUUGGUAGCUAAAGAAGGACUGAAAGAAACAAGAGUGGUUUUGUAACUGAAAAAAAAGCAAACACUAGAAAGAGCACAAAAGCUGUUACAUACACUUGUGUUUACAUUUAGAGAGAGAAACAAACAAGGGUAGCUCAGAAAAUGGCUGAUUAACUGUUUUGUUUGUUAGUAAAAAUUGGAUCUUUGGAGUUGUUUUUGUUUGGAUUUGUAUAUGUAAUGAUGAUAAUUUGGGUACGUUGAAGUGCGUGAACAAUAAGGUAUGGGAAGUGAUGAUUUGUAUACGGAGCUAUGGAAGGCAUGUGCAGGGCCUUUAGUGGAUGUUCCUCGGGAUGAUGAACGAGUUUACUACUUUCCACAGGGUCACAUAGAACAAUUAGAGGCUUCGACAAAUCAAGCUGUGAAUCAACAAAUUCCUUUGUUUAAUCUUCCUUCUAAGAUCCUCUGUCGCGUUGUUAACGUCCACUUACUGGCGGAGGCGGAGACUGAUGAGGUUUAUGCCCAGAUCACUUUGCACCCUGAGGCAAAGCAAGAGGAGCCUUCUAAACCUGAUCCAUGUCCACCUGAUCCACCAAAACGAACCGUUCACUCAUUCAGUAAGAUCUUAACCGCAUCAGAUACGAGCACUCAUGGAGGAUUCUCUGUUCUUCGGAAGCACGCUAAUGAAUGUCUCCCGCAACUGGACAUGACUCAGGCGACUCCGACCCAAGAUUUGAUCACCAAAGAUCUUCAUGGGUAUGAGUGGCGAUUUAAGCAUAUCUUUAGAGGCCAACCUCGAAGACACUUGCUAACUACUGGAUGGAGUACAUUCGUAACAUCCAAGAGAUUAGUUGCUGGUGAUGCUUUCGUAUUCCUGAGGGAUGAGAAUGGAGAACUGCGUGUUGGGGUUCGACGUCUUGCUCGGCAGCAAAGCCCUAUGCCUCAAUCUGUGAUAUCCAGCCAAUGUAUGCAUCUUGGAGUUCUUGCAACUGCAUCUCAUGCUAUUUCAACACAGACUCUGUUUGUUGUGUAUUAUAAGCCAAGGACAAGCCAAUUUAUAGUUGGAUUGAAUAAGUAUCUGGAGGCCGUGAGUCAUGGGUUCUCAGUGGGUAUGCGUUUCAGGAUGAGGUUUGAAGGAGAAGAUUCUCCUGAAAGAAGGUUUACAGGAACGAUAGUUGGAACUGGUGACAUCUCCUCGCAAUGGUCAGAAUCUAAAUGGCGAUCCUUGAAGAUUCAAUGGGAUGAACCAGCAUCCAUAGUAAGGCCAGACAGGGUUUCACCAUGGGAGAUAGAGCCUUUUGUUGCUCCUACUUCUGUAGAUGUUGCACAACCAGGAAUAAAGAGCAAACGACCCCGUGCCCUUGAGCUUCCCCACACUGAAAUCGCUGUUGCCCCUGCUGCUUCUCCAUUCUGGUACCCUGGAUCUGGUCCUACUGUUGAAGUGAGCCACAUAGGUAGUAUUGCUGAAGUUCAAAGCCAUGACAACCAACUAUUCUGGUCUUCAAAGCAGAAUAGCAGCCUCUCCAAUGGCGUGAACAACAGUAGUUGUAGGACACAUCUCAGUGGCGUUUGGCAGCAUAGUAUGCUUGCAAAUGGUUCCCCUAUUGAAGACAACAAGCAGCUGAUCACACGAUCAGCUCUGUUGGAUUAUGGUUCUCCGAUGUCAUCAAGGGCAAGUAAUGCCCUCUUACUUGACAAAGUGGACAGGGGUAAUAAGCGUGAGAUCUCUUCUGCUUGUCGCUUAUUUGGCAUUGACUUGCGGAAAAACGCUAGUAGUACGCCUACUAGGGAGAAAGAAAUACUUAGUGCUAAUGUUAUAUCCAACUGUGCUGAUGAUGCACCCAUUGUGCCUGGCGAGUCUGAAGUUGAUAAGGACCAGAAUGUAGAGCAUCUGAAUCCUUCGGAAGAAAAGAAACAAGUCCAAUUGGAGGCACUACCAAAGGAUACACACAAACAGGGCCUCACUUCUUCAAGAACUCGUACUAAGGUGCAAAUGCAAGGGGUUCGUGUUGGACGUGCGGUUGACUUGGCUGCACUAAGUGGUUAUGAUGAUCUUAUCAGUGAGCUGGAGAAGAUAUUCGAUAUCAAGGGAGAGCUUUGCCCUCGAAACAAAUGGGAAGUUGUCUACACGGAUGAUGAGGGUGACAUGAUGCUUGUGGGGGAUGAUCCAUGGCCGGAGUUCUGUAAGAUGGUCAGGAGGAUAUUUAUAUAUUCUAGUGAGCAAGUGAAGAAGAUGAGUCCUAGGUGUAAGCUUCCUAUUUUAUCAUUAGAAGGUGAAGGGACAAUGCCGAGUGUAGAAUCAGAGCUAAAAUCUGAAGACUUGUUGAUAUAAUGGCUACAAUAUAUAUGGGGUAAAAGGCUUAACGGGUAGACGUGUUUUCUUUUUAUCUAGUUUUUGCUUGUUUCUCUUCUCUUAUAAACUAGGAAGGAUGUGGAGUUUGUGAUCUGCUUCAAAGUAGCAGAGUACUGAGGAACUGGAUUCGUGGAUUAAUCUUAGACUUUACUAAUCAUGUAGUUAAGGAACUUGGUGAAGGUUAGUUGUGGAAAAUGUGAAUACCUUUGUGGUUGUUGACAGGUUUUGGUGGGGUUUGAUUUGAUCAGUCUGUAAAAAAAGCAAACAAUUGUAGACAUGCUUGUUUCUUGAUGACAAACUAUGGUUGAGCUAUUUCUUUA